Molecule: messenger RNA, 1817 nt
Organism: Cinclus cinclus
Lineage: Eukaryota; Metazoa; Chordata; Aves; Passeriformes; Cinclidae
Gene: IPO4
Product: importin 4
Exons: 16
Coding region: 1-1797 (598 amino acids)
Biological process (GO): protein import into nucleus
Cellular component (GO): nucleus; cytoplasm
Molecular function (GO): nuclear import signal receptor activity
Source: RefSeq, a predicted model, not a curated record
AUGUUGGGAAAUUUGGGUGAGGGGGUGCAGCCCUGGCUGCCUCAGGUGAUCCCCAAAAUUUUGGGAGCUUUGGAAUCUCCGGAGGAGCCGCGGAGCCGAGAGCUGGCGCUGAGCGCUCUGCACGCCCUGGCCUGCACUUCCGGGUCCCUGCCCCUCCCCUCCCCCACCCUGGCAGCUCUCACCGCCCUGGCCCGGGAGGGGCCGCACCAGUUACAGGCACUGGGGGUGCUGGCGGCGCUGGGCCCCGCCCAUUUGGGGGCGGAGCUGCUGGAGCUGCUGCAGCGAGCGCUGCCAUUGGCUGCGGGGGACCCCGAGGCCGCCAAGGUCACUUUCCAGCUGCUCUCGGCCGUCUCGGAGCUGUUGGGGGAGGGGACGGCGCCGCUGCUGCCCCGAGUGCUGCCGGUCCUGCAGGGGGCGCUGCAGCCCCCGCCGCCCCCUCCCUCAGACGCUCCUGAUUGGCUGCUGUGUCUCCAUGACGACGAUGAGGGGGAGGAGCCUAUGGAAGAUGACAUCACCGAUUGGGAGGAGGCGGAUGUGGGCGGGGAAUUCCCCGGAUUGGCGGAAGCGGCCCUGGGAGCACUGGGAGAACUGGCGGAGAACUGCGGUGCUGCUCUCCUGCCCUACCUGGAGCCUGUCCUGGCGGCCGUCGUGGAUCUCACCCAGUUCCCCCUGUGCCAGGUCAGAGGUGCCGCCUACGAGGCCUUGGGGAGUCUGUGCUGCUGUGGGAGGGGCCAGGAACCCCAAACUGCUCCCACCCCCGCCCAGCAGGGGGCGUUGCAGGCGCUACUCUCAGCCCUGGGGGCGGAGCCGGAAGUGGGCGGAGCUUUGUCCGCUGUGGACGGGGUAGGGCGGAUCCUGCAUGGGCCAGGCCACACCCCAAAGGAAUGGCUGGAGCCCAUUGGAGGAGCUUUGUGUGACGUCAUCGCCCGAAAGAUCACCUGCCUGCGAUCCCGGAGGAAGCACGAGGACGGGGAUGAGACCUCCCAACACUCCGAACUCCGCGAAGCCGCCUCCGAUUUGCUGCCGGAACUGGGCGCGGCCAUGGCCCGGGUGGGCGUGGCCGAAACAGGAAGUGAUCUCACCGAAUCCAGAAGGGGCGUGGCUUUUCCGCCACACCUCUUCCGCCGCAUCCUCCCUUCCCUAUUGGCUGCCCUGGCUGACCCCGCCCACCCGGGGGCGCGCUCUUGGGCAGCCGCCGUGAUUGGUCAGGUCGGCCACGCCCUUGGGCCUCAGGCCACGCCCUUUCUGCCAGAUUUAAGCCCGGCUUUACGAUUGGCCGCCGGCGACGCCGACACCGAGGUCAGAGCCAACGUCUUCUACGCCAUUGGUCGGCUCGGCGAGGCCCUGGGACACGCCCACCCUGAGGGGGCGUGGCCGGGGGCGGAGCUUUGCUGCCAAGCCCUCAUGGAUGGGAGGGAGGGCCCGGGGAGGGUCCGGGACAACGUACUGGGAGCACUGGUGCGCCAACAGGGGGCGCCCUUGGAGCAGGUUCUCCCUCUCCUGCUGGGGGCGCUGCCGAUCACCGAGGAUCUCGAGGAGGAGGAGCCAGUGCUGAACUUCCUGUUGGGGGCGGGGCCAGAGCGGCUCCUCCCCCACUCGGCCGAGCUCGCGCGCGGCGUCGGCCCCGCCCUGGCCCAGGAACGGCUGAACCCCGUUCUCAGCCAAUCCCUGCUCGCCCUGCUCCGCCAGGUGGGUGGGGCAAAUCCACAGCACUUCCGGAUGGGCGUGGCCUCCCUGGACCCCGCCCAUGCCGCCAUUUUAACCCGGAUGUUGGAUGAUGUCAUCACCGACCAAUAAAAGCUGAUUAUGAUGAAAAA